ACGCCGCGGCCCAAGUUCUCGGUGUGCCUGCUGGGCGACCAGCAGCACUGCGACGAGGCCAAAGCGGUUGACAUUCCUCACAUGGACAUAGAAGCGCUGAAGAAACUCAACAAGAACAAGAAGUUGGUGAAGAAGCUGGCUAAGAAGUACGAUGCCUUCCUGGCCUCGGAGUCCCUGAUCAAACAGAUCCCUCGAAUCCUGGGCCCGGGUCUGAACAAAGCCGGCAAGUUCCCCUCCCUGCUCACUCACAACGAGAACCUGGUGGCCAAGGUUGAUGAGGUCAAAUCGACCAUCAAAUUUCAGAUGAAGAAGGUGCUCUGUCUGGCUGUGGCUGUUGGGCACGUGAAGAUGACGGAGGAUGAACUUGUCUACAACAUCCACCUGGCCAUCAACUUCCUGGUGUCCCUGCUGAAGAAGAACUGGCAGAAUGUGCGAGCUCUGUACAUCAAGAGCACCAUGGGGAAGCCCCAGCGCCUCUACUAACAGAGCAGCAAUAAACUCCUCAGACACCU
Molecule: messenger RNA, 512 nt
Organism: Acanthisitta chloris (rifleman)
Lineage: Eukaryota; Metazoa; Chordata; Aves; Passeriformes; Acanthisittidae
Gene: RPL10A
Product: ribosomal protein L10a
Exons: 3
Source: RefSeq, a predicted model, not a curated record